UGAUAGACCCGCGAGGCUCCGUGCGCGCAGUCGUCUGGGUGAGCGAAGAUGGCGGCCGAGAGGGAACCUCCUCCGCUGGGGGACGGGAAGCCCACCGACUUUGAGGAGGUGGAGGACGGGGAGGACCUGUUCACCAGUACUGUCUCCACUCUGGAGUCAAGUCCAUCAUCUCCAGAACCAGCUAGUCUUCCAGCGGAAGAUAUUAGUACAAACUCCAAUGGUCCCAAACCCGCUGAAGCUGUGCUUGAUGAUGACAGAGAGGAUCUCUUUGCAGAAGCCACAGAAGAAGUGUCUUUGGACAGCCCAGAGCGGGAGCCUGUCCUCUCCUCCGAGCCUUCUCCUGCAGUCACCCCCGUCACGCCCACUGCACUCAUGGCUCCGAGGAUUGAAUCCAAGAGUAUAUCUGCUCCUGUGAUCUUCGACAGGUCCAGGGAGGAGAUUGAAGAAGAAGCAAAUGGGGAUAUUUUUGAUAUAGAAAUUGGCGUGUCAGACCCAGAGAAAGUUGGUGAUGGCAUGAAUGCUUACAUGGCUUACAGAGUAACAACAAAGACUUCUCUUUCCAUGUUCAGUAAGAGUGAAUUUUCAGUUAAAAGAAGAUUCAGUGACUUUCUUGGUUUGCACAGCAAAUUAGCAAGCAAAUAUUUACAUGUUGGUUACAUUGUGCCACCAGCUCCAGAAAAGAGUAUAGUAGGUAUGACCAAGGUCAAAGUGGGUAAAGAAGAUUCGUCAUCCACUGAGUUUGUUGAGAAGCGGAGAGCAGCUCUGGAAAGGUAUCUUCAGAGAACAGUGAAACACCCGACAUUGCUGCAGGAUCCUGAUUUAAGACAAUUCUUGGAAAGUUCAGAGCUGCCGCGAGCAGUUAAUACCCAGGCUCUGAGUGGGGCAGGAAUAUUGAGGAUGGUGACCAAGGCCGCCGACGCUGUCAACAAGAUGACCAUCAAGAUGAACGAAUCGGAUGCAUGGUUUGAAGAAAAGCAGCAGCAGUUUGAGAAUCUGGAUCAGCAACUUAGGAAGCUUCACGCCAGUGUUGAAGCCUUGGUCUGUCACAGAAAAGAACUUUCGGCCAACACAGCUGCGUUUGCUAAAAGUGCCGCCAUGUUGGGUAAUUCUGAGGAUCACACCGCUUUGUCGAGGGCUCUGUCCCAGCUGGCCGAGGUGGAGGAGAAGAUCGACCAGUUACACCAGGAGCAGGCGUGCGCCGACUUCUACAUGCUCUCAGAACUGCUCAGCGACUACAUCCGCCUGGUGGCCGCGGUGAAGGGUGUGUUUGACCAUCGAAUGAAGUGCUGGCAAAAAUGGGAAGAUGCUCAGAUUACUUUGCUCAAAAAACGUGAAACUGAGGCCAAAAUGAUGGUUGCUAACAAACCUGAUAAAAUACAACAAGCUAAAAAUGAAAUAAGAGAGUGGGAAGCAAAAGUUCAACAAGGAGAAAGAGAUUUUGAACAGAUCUCUAAAACAAUUCGAAAAGAAGUAGGAAGAUUUGAGAAAGAACGAGUAAAGGAUUUUAAAGCUGUUAUCAUCAAGUACUUAGAAUCAUUAGUACAAACACAGCAGCAGCUGAUAAAAUACUGGGAGGCAUUCCUGCCUGAAGCCAAAGCCAUUGCCUAGCAGGAAGCCGCUGCCUGCUGAGACCAGCUUGGACGUGCGCUCC
Ochotona princeps (American pika) is the source of this 1651-nucleotide messenger RNA. RefSeq names its product sorting nexin 2 (gene SNX2). Gene Ontology annotation, molecular function: phosphatidylinositol binding. The transcript has 15 exons. The record is from RefSeq and is a predicted model, not a curated record. Lineage: Eukaryota; Metazoa; Chordata; Mammalia; Lagomorpha; Ochotonidae. Gene Ontology annotation, biological process: early endosome to Golgi transport; intracellular protein transport. The coding region runs from base 49 to 1608 and encodes 519 amino acids. Gene Ontology annotation, cellular component: endosome; retromer complex; endosome membrane.